Molecule: messenger RNA, 2263 nt
Organism: Bicyclus anynana (squinting bush brown)
Lineage: Eukaryota; Metazoa; Arthropoda; Insecta; Lepidoptera; Nymphalidae
Exons: 2
Coding region: 118-1404 (428 amino acids)
Source: RefSeq, a predicted model, not a curated record
AUUCGUUUUAACUCGCUUUGCUAAACAAUUACUCUGUUUAUUUUCAAUAAUUCUAAUUCCUGUCCAUCUAGUGUUUCUCUUUUGUGUACCUAGUACAAAAAUAAACGUUAGCAAACUAUGGAACAAGGAUUUUUCAAGGCAAAUAGCUCAAAUUUGCCAAGAGUUGACUUAUUGAUGUUGGGAGCAUAUUUUGCAGCAAACCAGGACUAUAUUUCGGCUGAAUUUCGAAAUAUAAAAACCUCCAUGUCUUCAAGACCAUCAUAUGGCGACGACGCCGUGAGUUAUGUACAGCUGAAACGUGAUGGGAAAAUGUGCACAGUAAAGUGUAAAAUUUGCCCUGAACAUAAGGUUCACGCUAAGCUGUAUGCAGUAACACUAGUAAUAGAUGAAGAAGAAGAAGUUGUCGUCUCUGUACAGUGUCACGACUGUAUCGCUUCUCAAGGAGGCUGCAAACACUCAAUAGCAUUCCUAAUGUGGAUACAUAGAAGGAGUGAAGAGCCAGCAUGUACUUCUGUAACAUGUUAUUGGAAGAAGUCUAAACUGUCCAGUGUUGGAUCGAGCCUGAAAUACAUGACAGCAAAAGAAUUGGCAAAUGGUGUACCUACAUUAACAAGCAAAAAUAGUGUCUACAAUAAAUUUUUAGAAAUAGGGAAGAAAAAUAAACUUAAAGACUGUGAACUACUGAAGUAUCAAUCAAGUUACAUUUGUGAUAGCCUUCAAAGUGUAUCUAUGCACCAGCUGGUGUUGAAAUAUAAUGAACAAUCUUGUGAUAUAUUUUUAAAAAAUGUAGUUCUGUCUAAUGACAUUAUAUUGGAUAUAGAAAAGGCUACAAGGGAACAACACAAAAACAGCCUUUGGUUUGAACUUAGAUAUGGAAGGAUCACAGCAUCUCGUGCAUUUGAAUUUAGUCGGUGUAAAAAAACUGAUGGUACAUUAAUAGCACAAAUAAUUGGAGCUAGUAUUCCAGACACACUAGCCAUGAAACGUGGCAGAAAAUUAGAAGACGAUGUAAGAAAAACUGUAGGUAUACAUUUAGGAAAAAAUAUAAAAAAGUGUGGGCUCAUGCUUUCAAAACAAUAUCCUAUGAUAGCAGGUACACCAGAUGGGAUAUGUGAAGAUAGCAUAAUUGAAAUAAAAUGCCCAACAAGUGCAAAAACUUAUAUGAAUUAUGUUAAGAAUGGCAAGCCAGUUGAAAAGUAUAAUACACAAAUGCAAAUACAAAUGCAUUUGACUGGGCUACAAAGUGGUUAUUUUUGUGUUGCAGACAAGGACUAUAGCACAAAUAAAAAAGUUGAAAUUAUACGUGUAAUUUAUGAUGAUAUAUAUACACGUGAUAUUAUAAAUAUUUUAGUUAAUUUGUGGAAACAAAAUGUAUAUCCAGUGUUAUACCAAACUACUUUGUAAGUACUGAUUUAUUACCUAAAAAUAAAAAAAAAACUACAAUACUAUAGUGAGGCAUGGUGACCACAAUACUGGUAGCAGUAACUCUUUUCAAUAGCCAAAUUUUUGUAAAAGAAAAUGGUUUUUAAUAGAUAUUACAUAGAGUAAUCUUAAGUUACUACAACUAGUGUAGAACAUAGCUACAGUGCUAUAGUGCUAAACAAACUUUACUCAAUGUAACCAUUGUUAAAGUCCAUUUUCUUACUCGUAUAAUACAAAAAAAGUUAGUGUAUUCCUUCACUAGUGGAUGCCUGUGACUUCGUCCCUUAGACCACUUUAAUCCAGCCCUAGCAAUAUCUGUUAUUAGUGGACACCUACUAACUGUUAACUACCUCCCUGCCGAAUUUCAGCUUUGUACAUCAACCUAUUUUCAAGAUUUCAUUAUUUCACCUUUCACUUUUAUAUAUUAAGAAAAUAUAUAAAUCAAUUUAUUUUUCAAUUCUAUUAUCACUAUCAAUAUCGACUUUCCAUACAAACCUUCCUUCAACCCCUAUUCCACCCCAUUCUCUUUUUAUUUUAGGUAUAAAAAUUAGCUUAUGUUCUGCUCCAAGGUCCCAUUUUUCAUAAUACCAAAAUUAAUUUUCCCGUCCCCUUGCCAUUUCUAUUGCUGAAAGUUUUCCGUUCUAAGGAUAUAUUAAUAAUAAGAUUAAGAAGUCUGACUAAUGUUCUAGUUGAUAUAUUUUAGAUAUUCAAGCAUAGUUUUAAUUUUAACAUAAUUUUGAUUUAUCAUAUUUGUUUCUUUAUGUAUAUUUGUCUGGUUAUAUCUUUAUUUAAAAAUUUAAAAUAACCUUCCUUAUUACUUUAAAAAUAAAACACAAAAUAA